This is a messenger RNA of Orcinus orca (killer whale), 2073 nucleotides long. Its product is annotated as transmembrane protein 102-like. Bases 523 to 2055 code for a protein of 510 amino acids. NCBI's taxonomy places the organism in Eukaryota, Metazoa, Chordata, Mammalia, Artiodactyla, Delphinidae. The record is from RefSeq and is a predicted model, not a curated record. The transcript has 2 exons.
GGCCGGGCUGGUCCGGAACCAUCCCGACAGUCUCCAGAAAGGAGCGUGGUCAUAAUUUAGGGGCGUGGCCUUGCAGGCAGCAGGAAGAAGUUACCUGUUGAAUCUUCCUAUCCAUUCUCUUCCCAGCCUUUGUAGCUAACCCUAAGAGGGAAGCCGCAAACCACUAGCCUCUUCUGAAAAAGAGGUAAGGGGACGUAGUCAAGGGGCAGCGAAGGAGGCUAUUGCAUUCCUUAGGAGGGGCCAAACAGCUACUUUCUACCUGCUGAGACAGGUGAACAGUUCCAUGGGGGCGGGGACCAGCAUAUGAGAAAAGGGCAAGGACGGAGGAGGUAUUUAUUUGUUCUCUUUCAAGACUAAAUUUAGGGCCCUUCGUCUGCAGACCCAUUGGCGGACUCUGUCUUGGGAACCCUCUUGGCCUCUGGAAGAGAAAAGAACGGGGGCCAGUUUUCCGCAGCAAAAGGAACGGCCCGUCUGGGCUUCCUCCCGUCUGUGUAUUUCCUAGCCCCCAAACGAUAGAGCCAUAUGGCUUCCGCGGUCUGGAGGAGUGCUCCCUGGUGGGGCCCACUGCCCCCAGCCCCAGGCCGGCCGCUCACGGACAUGGACUUCUGCUCUGGGGCGCAGCUGCAAGAACUAACCCAGCUGAUCCAGGAGCUGGGUGUGCAGGCGAGCUGGAGUGAAAUUCCCAAGCCAGGACCAGAUCUCCUCCAGGGCAAGGACUUUGUUUUCUCUUUGCUAGGUCUCGUUCACCGCCGGGACCCUAGCUUUCCUCCUCAGGCAGAGCUCCUGCUGCUUCGUUGCGGGAUUCGCGAGGGCUCCCUGGAUCUGGGGCCUGCGCCUCUAGGUCCCUACGCUCGGGGACCUCACUACGACGCGGGCUUCACACUCCUGGUGCCCGUGCUUUCGCUAGAUGGCACUGGGCAGGAGCUGCAACCGGACGUGGGAUCCUGUUACACAUGGCUCUUCCUUCCAGAUCAGGUACGCGGAACCUCGGUCCGGGAGGCAUGGCAGGAUUGCCUAGGACCCCCAGUCCCAGGAGGACGUGAUUCGAUCCACCCAGCCCAAAACAAAGAAACUCCCAAGGAUCCGCAAAUCUCCGUGGACCAGCCACACGUCACUGAGCCUGAGGCACACGAGUCUUUGGAAAACUCACCUAGUAAUGUUUCAGUGCCAGAGUUGCCUCAACAAGACGUAACCGAUGUUGACUUUCCCUCACCACUGAAAAAAACGAAUGGUGACGUCACCAAAGCAACCGACGUUAGCCCAGUGCCACAGCCGUUGGAGGCUCCGGAGGCAUGGCCCACAUUGUGCCCCGCCCAGGUGGCUGCCUGGUUCUUUGCUUCGCUGGCUGCGGUCGCUGAGUCCCUGUUUCCGGUUCCGGGUGCCCCGCGCUUGGUCCAGGCAGCCCGCCACGCGGGGGUCACCACUAUCCUCCUGGCUACGCCCGGGACCCCGCGCCGCCUCCUGCUUUUCGACUUGAUCCCCGUGGUGUCCGUGGCCGGCUGGCCCCAGGGGCCUGGGAGCCACUCGUGGGCCGGCCCGCUGGCCUCGGAGUCGUCUUCCUUCUACCUGGUGCCCGGCGGCGGCGGCGGCACAGAGCGGCCGGACGCCUCCGGCUCGCAGCUCUGCUUCGCCCGCCAAGAGCUGGCGCUCAAGACACGCAUACCCGUUUCCCUGCUGCACGCGCACGCGGCGGCUCAGGCGCUGCUGCGCCCUCUGGUGGCCGGGACUACGGUCGCGGCGCCCUACCUCCUACGGACGUUGCUCUACUGGGCGUGUGAGCGGCUGCCUGCGCUCUAUUUGCCACGACCCGAGAAUGCGGGCGCCUGCUGCCUCGGGCUGCUGGAUGAACUGGGCCGGGUGCUCGAGGCCGGGACGCUGCCCCACUAUUUUCUGAGUGGCCAAAAGCUCCGUGCGGGGGACGGGGCCGCUUCGCUGCUCGGGGCGUUGGCCCUGCUUCGCAGGGACCCUGCCCGCUCCCUGCGGGCCGCUGUGGAAGAGGCCAAGGCUGCACGCAAGGGGGGAGGCUUAGCCGGCGUGGGAGGCGGGGCCCAUUAAAGACGCUGUUCCUACUAA